ACAAGUCAACUGUGCACAGGGAAGAGGACUGGAAGAGCACCAGACGUUUGCACGCGGAGAAACCAACACGUUGGGUUUGUUGUUGCAGACUGAGGAGAACCCAGGGGAAAAUGCCACUUGCCCCGAAACCUGCAAACUUUUCCAAACUGCAGACCAAACUGAGUGCAUGGACACCUCUGAACCAUCCGGAGUCCAACUGCAAAGUUUUCGAAGAGAGACGUCAUCUUCUUGCAAAGUGGUUUGACAGGUGGUCAGAUCUCCAGAGAAAGGCGGUUCUGCAGGAUUUUGCACUGAGCUGUUCCUUGGAGCAGUUGCACUUCCUGAGCCAUGCUGUCAGCAGACGGCUCCCCCUGCAGGCUGCAGACUUCACCUGUCUGUUGCCCAGAGUGCUCAGCCUCUACAUCUUCUCCUUCCUGGAUCCCCGCAGCCUCUCCCGCUGUGCACAGGUCAGCUGGCACUGGAAGAACAUCGUGGAGCUCGACCAGCUGUGGAUGCCCAAGUGUCUGAAGCUGGGAUGGCACCUUUGCUUUUCUCCCACACCUUUUGAGCAAGGCGUUUGGAAGAGUCACUACGUGCAGACCGUCCAGGAGCUCCGACUACGCCGCCCACAGCCUUCCUCGACCCAGCAGCCAUGUGUGGUUCCAGAUGUUAUUGGCAGCAGUCACACAGAAGCGUCUCCCGUCAGCGAGGAACGUUCAGCGGCGACCACCCACAAAGUUACAAAUAGCUCAAGGAAGCAGGUGAAAGCUCCGCCCCCGUGGAGGGGUGCAGACAGGUGUCCAAAAGACACACUGCGAUUCAACUACCUGGACAACCUGGACCCCAUCGAACAAGCAUUCACAGCGCAAAUAAAAAACAAAGCAAGUAUCCACCGCAGCAGCACCGCGAAGCCAGGUGACUCCGCGAAGAAAACGCUGUCUGAGACGAAUUAUAAACUACGCAAAGCCAAAUCGUUGAUGUUCUUGAGUUCCAGCGACAGAGACCCCCAUCAGAGUCAAACUCCAGCGCCGUGGGCGCCUCCUGGACAUAAACACUUUGUCACGAAGGAGACCACGCAGAACCUGUUGCACCUGCCCCAGUGGAAUGCUGGGAUACGUCCGGGCCCCCCAAAGACGGCGGUGCCCACACUAAGUGUGGAGGUGCUGAGGGCAUUACGGCGAUCACACCGGAGCCCUCCCAGUACACAACUGUUUGAUUUUCAGCCCUACUCUGUCUGCUGCACUCUGUCCCCACCACGAGGAAGCCGACAGAACUGCAGCUCAAAAACUGAAGUGGGAACAUUAACAGAUGUCUUUGGACCCUGCAGGCAUUAUUAUUGAUCAGCAAAUGCAGUUAUGAAGUUUACAUAUGAAAUGCAUUUUAUAAUGCGCUUUAAACAACACUGGAAUAAGAACAGAAUGGAAUCGAGAUCAGCAAUUUAU
Molecule: messenger RNA, 1421 nt
Organism: Thalassophryne amazonica
Lineage: Eukaryota; Metazoa; Chordata; Actinopteri; Batrachoidiformes; Batrachoididae
Gene: fbxo16
Product: F-box protein 16
Exons: 9
Coding region: 111-1319 (402 amino acids)
Molecular function (GO): protein binding
Source: RefSeq, a predicted model, not a curated record